AUGGAUAUUAAAGAACCAAAUAUUAUUGCAGCUCGUGUUAUAAUUGAAGAUCAACAAUUCGUCGUUGCCAGCAUUUAUUCUCCACCUACAGAUCAACUUCCGUUAACAUCAAUGUCUACUUUACUUAAACACUCAAAAAAGAUUAUCAUUGUAAAUAAUAAAGGACGUGACUUAGCUAACUGGCUCAACGAACAUAAACUGAACGUACUAAAUGCUGGUAUUAAAACUUCACUACGUUCAGAUACAACUAUUGAUCUCAUAAUAUCUGAUGAAAUACCCGAAACGUCAGAAAGUCAAUCUUUACCUUAUACAUGUAGUGAUCAUCUACCUAUAUUAACAAAAUUCUUUCGUCUCAAGGCAUUAGAUACCAAACUCCUUGUACCUCGCGCGUAUUGA
Rotaria socialis is the source of this 396-nucleotide messenger RNA. The record is from the annotation of a GenBank genome assembly. Lineage: Eukaryota; Metazoa; Rotifera; Eurotatoria; Philodinida; Philodinidae.